AUGUUCAGUUCCAAGUCCCUCCGGCCGUCUACAUCGCCGUUCCGGUCGCGCAAAUCCUCGGCGCCAUCCCCUACCUUCCCCCAACUGAAACGCCCGCCUACUCCUUCCUCAUCGAAGUCCUCCUAUAAGCCUCCGUCGCCGGUUUCUCCGCCAGCAAACACCACCACUACGCAGUUUACAACACAUACUCGGAGCAUUGAUCAUUUUCCGCCUGAUUCAAGCAAAGCUAAAGAGAAUGUGACCGUUACGGUCCGAUUUCGUCCCCUCAGCGGUAGAGAAAUUACUAAAGGAGAUGAAAUAGCUUGGUACGCAGAUGGGGAUUACAUAGUACGGAAUGAAUAUGAUUCCUCUGUUGCCUACGGCUUUGAUAGAGUGUUUGGUCCAGCCACAACUACUCGCAAUGUUUAUGAUGUUGCAGCUCAGCAUGUCGUGAAGGGGGCCAUGCAAGGGAUUAAUGGUACUGUUUUUGCUUAUGGAGUUACUAGCAGUGGGAAGACUCAUACAAUGCAUGGAGAGCAAAAAUCACCUGGGAUCAUUCCUUUAGCAGUGAAAGAUGUUUUUGGUAUUAUUCAAGAGACACCUGGAAGAGAGUUUCUCCUUCGCGUUUCUUACUUGGAAAUUUAUAAUGAGGUCAUAAAUGAUUUGCUUGAUCCAACUGGUCAGAACUUAAGGAUAAGAGAAGAUGCUCAGGGAGUAUAUGUUGAGAGUAUAAAAGAGGAGGUUGUUCUUUCCCCUGCUCAUGCUCUUUCGCUCAUUGCAGCUGGAGAAGAGCACAGACAUGUGGGUUCAAACAAUGUCAAUCUUCUCAGCAGUCGGAGCCACACCAUAUUUACUUUGACUAUUGAAAGCAGCCCGUGUGCAGAAAAUGGGGAAGAAAAUGUGACCUUAUCACAACUUCACUUGAUUGACUUGGCAGGAUCAGAAAGUUCUAAAACAGAGACAACAGGUUUGAGGAGAAAAGAAGGUUCUUACAUAAACAAAAGCUUGCUUACUCUGGGAACUGUGAUUUCCAAACUUACAGAUGACAAGGCUACUCAUAUUCCCUAUCGAGAUUCAAAACUUACACGUUUAUUACAGUCUUCACUCAGUGGACAUGGUCGUGUUUCUCUUAUCUGCACAGUUACACCUGCUUCUAGCAAUUCUGAAGAGACACAUAACACUUUGAAGUUUGCAAAUCGAAGUAAGCAUGUGGAAACUCAGGCUUCUCAAAAUAAGAUUGUGGACGAGAAGUCUCUCAUUAAAAAGUAUCAGAGAGAAAUUGCCAGUUUAAAACAAGAGCUUCAGCAGCUUAAGCGUGGAAUGAUGUCACCUAACCAGGAAGACCUGGUUAACUUGAAGCAACAGCUGGAAGCUGGAAAGGUCAAGUUACAAUCACGAUUGGAGGAAGAGGAACAAGCCAAAGCUGCAUUAUUGGGAAGGAUUCAACGGUUAACAAAAUUAAUUUUGGUAUCCACAAAAAGUACCACCCCUACAAAUGUUCAUGGAAAAUCUGGCCUCAGGCGAAGACAUUCCUUUGGUGAAGAUGAGUUGGCAUACCUGCCGGAUAGGAAAAGGGAGCAUAUCAUUGAUGAUGACACAAGAAGCACUGAUUCUGAAACUUCUACUGGGGGAAGAAGUGACAACCCAAACAUCGACGAGCUAGUAAAAGAUUUCAAAAGAAAUAGCCGGAGAGGGAUGCUAGGUUGGUUUAAAGUCAAAAAGCCAGAGAAUCUGCUUGUGUCAUCAUCAAAUGAUUUUGAGAGUUCUGAGGUUGAUUCACUUGCUUCCUCAUUAUCACAACAUACAGUGACAUAUAGAAAUCUGAAGGAUGGGAGGAUAUCUGUUGGUAGAAAGGACAAUUCAGCCUUUGGUUCUUUUCCGGAAAGAACCCAAGCUGGUGACCUAUUCAGUGCAGCUAUUGGAGGUCUACAUCUCCACCCGACAGGGAGUACCAUAACUGAUCAAAUGGAUCUUUUCCGUGAACAAAUGCGAUUGUUGGCCGGUGAAGUUGCACUGUGUACUAGUUCUCUGAAAAGGCUUUCUGAGCAAGCAACAAAGAAUCCUGAAGAUGUUAAUCAUCAGGACCAAAUGCUGAAACUAAAGAAUGAGAUUAAAGAAAAAAAACAUCAGAUGCGCGUACUUGAGCAACGCAUGAUGAGAUCUGUUGAGAUCACCCCGCAUAUUUCAAACAGCACUGAGAUGUCACAGGCAUUCUUCAAACUUACCACCCAACUUAACGAGAAAAUUUUUGAACUUGAGAUUAAGUCUGCUGAUAACAGGGUACUCCAGGAGCAAUUGCAAUUGAAGAUGUCUGAGAAUGCAGAGAUGCAUAAUACCAUUGUCCUCCUAAGGCAGGAGCUUGAUGCAUUAUCAGAUGAAAGCUCAAGAUACCCUCAACUAAGUAAUCAUGAUGAAAAUGAAAACAAAGGAAAUGAAGAUUUUGAUUCUUAUGACACAAUUGCUGAUGAAAAUACACCGACCAGUGUUGUAAGCCUAAACAGAGCACUUACGUCAGAGGACUCUAAGGAGUGGAACAGCGAAGCUUUUCAGAAUUCUCAGCUUCUUAUUCAGGCUGCUGAGCUAGAAUCACUCAAGGAAGAGAAGGCUGGUCUUGAAGUUCAUAACCAAAAGUUAGCAGUGGAAGCUUCUUAUGCAAAGGAGCUAGCUUCAGCUGCAGCAGCUGAGCUCCAGAAUUUGGCUGAAGAAGUUCAGAAGCUUUCCUACGAAAAUGGCAAGCUGACUGCUGAUCUUGCUUCUUCUGGUAGAGCUAAAAGCUUUCAGAAACCAUUGUCUUUUGACAUGAAGCAAACUGGUGGCCAGUGUGUUGAAUGUUUGAACAAGCCAGAUGGCAGUUUCCUUGUUGAAGAGCUACGUCAAGAACUUAAUGCUAGGCACAAAAGAGAGGCUUCUUUAGUAGUUGCAUUGUCUGAAAGAGACAAAAUAGAAGGUGAAUUACGGAAAAGGUAUGAAGAGGUUAAAAAACAUGAGAAGGAUCUUGAAUAUGAGCUUGCAAAUGCAUGGUUAUUAGUGGCCAAAUUACGCAGGCAAGGUAAUAAUAAUACUGAAGAUGCAUCACCAGGAUAUGCAUGUGAUUUGCAAAGAAUCACUGGUGGAAGUUUUUCAAAUAUGGAACAGAUGGAAACAUGCGAGGAAGGGGAUAAAACUCGUGAGAGCGUACAGUUAAGUGAAUUUGAAGAAUUGAAAUGUCAUUACAAUGCUGAGAGGAGGAGGUGCGAUGAGCUUGAGAGUUUGGUUUUGAGAUUGAAGGGUGAUGAUAUUGGAGGUCUGGAUCUCAAAACUCUUGAAGAAUUGCAGAAUUUCCAUGUUGAGGCUAUCACCAAGAUUUGCCAUGCAAAGUGUAUGAAUCACGUUUCAUCACAGCCUUUUCUGUGCAGUGCCUACUAUUAA
Oldenlandia corymbosa var. corymbosa is the source of this 3387-nucleotide messenger RNA. The record is from the annotation of a GenBank genome assembly. NCBI's taxonomy places the organism in Eukaryota, Viridiplantae, Streptophyta, Magnoliopsida, Gentianales, Rubiaceae.